Camarhynchus parvulus is the source of this 3305-nucleotide messenger RNA. It is a transcript of the gene TACR1, whose product is annotated as tachykinin receptor 1. The transcript is spliced from 5 exons. Gene Ontology annotation, biological process: positive regulation of flagellated sperm motility; G protein-coupled receptor signaling pathway. NCBI's taxonomy places the organism in Eukaryota, Metazoa, Chordata, Aves, Passeriformes, Thraupidae. Bases 602 to 1843 code for a protein of 413 amino acids. Gene Ontology annotation, molecular function: substance P receptor activity. Gene Ontology annotation, cellular component: sperm midpiece; plasma membrane. The record is from RefSeq and is a predicted model, not a curated record.
GCUACUUCCCGAACCGGGAGGACCCACACCCCGAGCCAGCCGUGCCAUGGCCACACUCCCAGCUCCAGCUGCCCCCGGACACCGGAGGGACUGGAACCCCAAAGCUGCUGCACCCUGACCCAGACGGGUUCUGCACCCCAAACCGGGAGGUGCCCAUGCCCUGAAGCAGCCAUGCAUCCCAAACUGGCUGAGCCAGCAGGGCCCUGCACCCCAAAACUGGCUGAGCCCUGAUCCUACUGCACCCUAAACCAGCAGGGAUCUGCAUCCCAAACUGGCUGAGCCAGGAAGGAUCUGCACCUCAAAUUGGCUGUGCCCUGCACCCUAAACCAGAAGGUCCCUGCACCCCAAACUGGCUGAUCCAGGUGGUCCCUCACCCCAAUUUUGCUGAUCCAGGUGGUCCUUCACCCCAAUUUUGCUGAUCUGGAGGUCUCUCACCCCAAACUGGCUGAUCAGGAGGUUCCUCACCCCAGUUUCGCUGAGCAGAAGGUCCCGCACCCCAAACUGGCUGAGCAGAAGUCCCGCACCCCAAUUUCGCUGAUCCAGAGGUCCCUCACCCCAAUUUCGCCGAUCUGGAGGUCCCUCACCCCGAUCUGCCGUGGCCAUGGAUGAGUCCCCGCCGCUGGCAGCCCAGCUGGAGCUGGAGCUGGAGCCUCUCAACGCCUCCCUGAACGAGUCCUGGGCCAACCCGUUCGUGCAGCCGCCCUGGCAGGUGGCCCUGUGGGCCGUGGCCUACGCGCUCAUCGUCGUGGUGGCCGUGGUGGGCAACGCCGUGGUCAUGUGGAUCAUCCUGGCGCACAAGCGCAUGCGCACGGUCACCAACUACUUCCUGGUGAACCUGGCCUUCGCCGAGGCCUCCAUGGCCGCGCUCAACACCGUGGUCAACUUCAGCUACGCCGUGCACAACGAGUGGUACUUCGGAGCCGCCUACUGCCGCUUCCACAACUUCUUCCCCAUUGCCGCCGUCUUCGCCAGCAUCUACUCCAUGACGGCCAUCGCGCUGGACAGGUACAUGGCCAUCAUCCACCCGCUCCGGCCGCGCCUCUCGGCCGCGGCCACCAAGGCUCUGAUCGGGCUGAUCUGGCUGCUGGCGCUCCUGCUCGCCUUCCCCCAGGGAUAUUUCUCCGUCACCGCCGAGCUCCCGGGGCGCCUCGUCUGCCUCGUGGAGUGGCCGGAGCCCGGAGGAGCUGUGUCCGGGAAAACGUACCACUUUUCCAUGACGGUCCUGCUGUACCUGCUGCCGCUGCUGGUGAUCGGCUGCGCCUACGCCGCCGUCGGCCGCACGCUCUGGGCCAGCGCCAUCCCCGGGGACUCCUCCGACCGCUACCACGAGCAGGUGUCGGCCAAGAGGAAGGUGGUGAAGAUGAUGAUCAUGGUGGUGUGCACCUUCGCGCUCUGCUGGCUGCCCUACCACGUCUACUUCACGCUGCAGUACCUGCGGCCCGAGUGGUACCUGCAGAGCUUCAUCCAGCAGGUCUACCUGGCCGUCAUGUGGCUGGCCAUGAGCUCCACCAUGUACAACCCCAUCAUCUACUGCUGCCUCAACGACAGGUUCCGGGUGGGAUUCAAGCACGCCUUCCGCUGGUGCCCGUGGGUCAGCGCCGGCGAGUACGAGGGGCUGGAGCUGCGCUCGGCGCGCUUCCUGCACACGCACAGCUCCGUGUCCAAGCUCAGCCGCAUGGACACCACCACCGUGGCCUCGGCGCUCGGCGUGGCCGAUGAGGAGCUGGACGAGCCCGGCCGGGCCGAGCGGCUCUCCCUGGACAUGACCUCCAACGGCUCCUCCCGCAGCGACUCCAAGACGGUUUCCGAGAGCCUCAGCUUCUACUCCAACACCCUGACCUAGGGAUGUCCCCUCAGUGCCACCUCGGUGUCACCGCCCUGCCUGUGCUGUGCCAGCGUUUCCCGCGCUGUUUUCCCGUCUCUUUUUCUUGGGAUGAGUUCCAUUGUGGGGCUGGACACCAGGAAUGUUUUCACUGCCUGGCUGGAGAUGGAGGGGAUGCAGGAACGGGACAGAGCCAGGUUUUCCUCCAGAAUUCCAACGCUGGCCGGCGCUUCCAUGUUCUCUGUGAGGCAGGAGGGACCUCUCGGUGCAUCCCACCCCAUGGAAAAUGACCCCAUCCUGCACCUCCCUCCUCCCAUCCUUAAUUUCAUUCUCCCUGCAGGAUAUGCAGGGGGAUCUUGAAUCCCAAAAUCCCAAAAAGGCUUUUUCCAGCUGCAUGGGGAAUAAUCAGCCACAGAGCAGAUUCUGGGAUUCAAACAGGCCUGGCCCUGGUUUGGGUCUGUUUGGCAGGAGAACCGCGGCUCCUUUGGAAGCCGCAGCCAAGGAUCCAUCCGGGAGCCAUUCCCAUUGUUCUGAGCGUUUUUCUGGGAUUGCCGUGGAUACAAGGCCUGCCCCGCCCAUCCUUGCCUUUAUUGUUGUUUUUAUUUUCUGUCCCUCGAGGGCUCCUCAGGGCCGAGCGUUCCAGGAGGGAAGCGCAGGAUCUGCUGUUCAUGGAGCAUUCCCACAGGGAAUGACGGGAUUUGGGUUUUUUGGGAUUUCCGUGUCCUUGCUGGAGCCCUGGUGUGAGGUCACACAGCCCAGCCUGGGAGCUCCCGGGGUUUAUUUCCCAUUAAAAACACCAGAAUCUCAAAAAAUUCCAAUUUUCAGCCUUCAGGAUCCACCAAGGGCCCUUCCAGCCUUCCUCAUUCUGGGAUUCUAGGAUUUUGGGAUUUAUUCCUCUCCUAAACCCUGCCCCAAAAUCCUGUGUCCAGCUGAAAGACGGACACAACCAUUAUAAUGCAAAGUUUAGCAUGGGAAUCCCCAUUUUCCUCAGAAUAUCCACCCCAAAUCCCAUUCCUGCUGGAAUAUCCACCCCAAACCCCUUUCCCACUGGAACAUCCGCCCCAAAUCCCGUCUGUAUGAAAUAUCCACCCCAAAUCCCGUCUGUAUGGAAUAUCCACCCCAAAUCCCGUCCCUGUGACUCGGACAUCCCUGGGGAAUUCGGGAUGGCGGCAGCUGGAAGGAACUUUCUGGGAAGUUCUUCCCAUGGGAGCAUCCCAAGAGAGAGGGAACCCAACCGUCCUUCCCAAAGCGUCUCUGGAUUGUCCCAGCGUGGAUUUCCAUGGAUAAAUAUUCCUUUGAUGUGGAGAAUGGUUCGUUAUCGCUUAACAAGGAGAGGAGGGGUGGGAGAGGGAAGAGGUGGAAAAGCUAAAAUUCCAUAAAAAAGAUGGAUGAUGGGUUUGGGACAACCUCAGUGGGAGGGGUUUGCCCUGAAAUGUCACUGAAACAGGAAAAGGGACAAUUCCCAAAAUUCCUCCUCAAAUUC